AUGCUGCAUCUCAUUUUCGACUUUGACGGCACCAUCACGCGCGCCGACACCAUCAACACGCUGGCCACGUCUGCCGUCGCCUUGCAGCGCUCCCGUACCGGCCGCGAACUUGGGCCUGAAUGGGACGCCGUCGCGCGCGAGUACUGGGCUGAGCUCGCCGCGUACAAGGACGCGUACGUGCCGGAGGAGCAGCGCAGGACCUGUGUCGGCCAGGAGGCGCGCUUCCUCAAGGGCCUCAAGGGCCUCGAGGAUGCGUCCCUUGACCGGGUGAGCCGAGCCGGCAUCUUCGCGGGACUCUCGGAGGCCGACCUGCGCCAGCUGGGCGCCGAUGCCGUCGCCGCGGGAGACGUCGUCGUGCGGGACGGCUUCGGCGAGCUGCUCGACCUGGCCCGCCAGAGGGGCUGGAAGACGGACAUCGUCUCCGUCAACUGGUCUUGCGCCUUCAUCAGCGGCGUCCUCGGCACCACCCGCCAGCAACACCAGGACCAGCCAACCCGCAUCAUCGCCAACGAAACGGAUCCCCUCGGCGGUCAGAUAUCCGGCCCCUCAUUCCUCGGCACUCGCCUAACCACCUCGGCCGAUAAGUUCCGCGCCAUGAGGCACCUCCUCGCCGGCCACGGCGACGACACCCAACACGUCGUCUACUUUGGGGACUCCACGACGGAUCUCGAGUGCCUCCUGCACGCGCGGCGGGGCGUCGUCCUCGCUUCAAGUGAAGAUCAGUCAUCUCUUUUGCAAACGUUGCGCCGCGUCGAUCACCCCGUGGCGCACGUUGGCACGCCGCCGCCGCCGCAUCAGGAGAGUCAAGCAAACAACUACACGUCCUGGGCGCGCGACUUCAACGAGGUCCUGGCCAGUCAUCUUUUCAGGGACACGGAUGAAUCGCGUUAA
Molecule: messenger RNA, 891 nt
Organism: Purpureocillium lilacinum
Lineage: Eukaryota; Fungi; Ascomycota; Sordariomycetes; Hypocreales; Ophiocordycipitaceae
Source: RefSeq, a predicted model, not a curated record